AUGACGAAUGCAAAGCAUAGCAAGGGAGGAAUCAAUGUUGCUGAGAAAGAUUCUUCCAUUGAGCUUUGGCAUAAGAGACUCGGUCAUUUGAGCGAGAAGGGGCUGCAAAUAUUGUCCAAGAAACAACUCUUGCCCGGAGCUAAAGGUACUCUUCUUAAAACUUGUGUUCAUUGCUUAGCCGGAAAAACUCAUAGAGUUGCAUUUCAUAGAUUUCCACCUUCUAGAAGGAGUAAGGUACUUGAUCUAAUUCACACCGAUGUUUGUUUUAUGCGAGAUAAAACUCUUGGUGGUGCAAGCUAUUAUGUUACCUUCAUCGAUGAUCACUCAAGUAAGGUGUGGACAUAUGCUUUGAAAACGAAGGAUCAAGUGCUAGAUGUUUUCAAGCAAUUUCAUGUGAAGUGGAAAGGGAAACCGGCCUGA
Linum trigynum is the source of this 420-nucleotide messenger RNA. The record is from the annotation of a GenBank genome assembly. Lineage: Eukaryota; Viridiplantae; Streptophyta; Magnoliopsida; Malpighiales; Linaceae.